UCAACGCGAACUUACGCCGACAACUAUGUGAGACAAAAGACGCGCUCGCGUAACCGCAUUAUAAAAACAUUUUGACGUAAAAACAGUUGAAAAUAUUAUCAAUGAAUGGAACCCUGUGCAGUGCGCUAGUGGUCGGACAAUGAUAACAGAUAUGUAUGCGCCGCUGGCGGCGCCGCCGUCCAACAAAACCAUUGAACACCCGAGCUUACGCGGCACGCCUCUGGCGAUGCUUGCGGCACAAUGCAAUAAGCUGUCCAGUAAAUCGCCGCCUCCACUGGCCGAUGCGGCCGUGGGCAAAGGGUUCCACCCAUGGAAGAAGAGUCCCGGGGCCCACUCGCCACCCGGCGCCGGCGCUACGCCGCGCUCGCAGCCUCCAGCUUGCGCUCCCUAUCCUCGGGCGCCUACAUCGUGUGCUGCAGCACCUUCCUACGGAAACGACCUUUACUUUCCCUCCUCCGGCGACCAGCUACUUGGAAAAAGUGAAUCCAGUGCAAGUCUAGGCUCAAUGUAUUCACGACAUCCGUACGAAUCGUGGCCAUUCAAUGUAGGCAGUGGGGGCAGCAGUGGUGCUCUCAAAGCUGCUGAAAUGGGCGGCGUGGGUGCUGUUGGUAGCACGUGGUGGGAUGUGCACAGUGGUUGGCUAGAUGUUGGAGGGCAAAUGGCUAAUUACGCUGGUCAAGAUUACUCCCAACUUACCCAUUCGUUGUCGGGAGGUGCUCAUUUACUACCCCCAGCACCUCAUCUCCUACAGGAUGCUUACAAAUCGGUAUUACCAACACAAGGUUCAUUUGGGCUUCAUGCUCCAGGCUCACCAGCGCCACCAGCCCAGGCACCGUCACCUCGAUCACAAAGGCGAUAUGCAGGUCGCGCCACUUGUGAUUGUCCAAAUUGUCAGGAAGCUGAAAGACUGGGUCCAGCAGGGGCACACCUCAGAAAGAAAAAUAUUCACAGUUGUCACAUACCGGGCUGUGGCAAGGUAUAUGGGAAAACGUCACAUUUAAAAGCUCAUUUACGUUGGCAUACUGGUGAGAGACCUUUCGUAUGUAACUGGCUGUUCUGCGGUAAACGAUUCACUCGCUCCGACGAACUGCAGCGACAUUUACGCACCCAUACCGGGGAGAAGCGAUUCGCCUGUCCGGUGUGCAAUAAACGGUUUAUGAGGUCAGACCAUCUUGCGAAACAUGUUAAAACGCAUAAUGGUGGUAAGAAAGGCAGCUCGGACUCAUGUUCAGAUUCGGAGGAGAACAGUCAAGGCGAAGGUGGCGCAGGGCGAGGUUCCCCAGAGCAUCCCCUGGACGUGAAACCGAGUACGCUGGUGUGACGGGGGCGCGCGGCGCUCGCCCCGCCGCACCACCUCUCGCCACUCCUGUGAUACUGCUGCCGCCGCGCGCGCCAAGCCAACGACAAGAACGUUGUCGCCGCUGCCUGUACAUAGCACACAUAUCAGUACAUUGUAUAGAAACGUGGACUUAUAUAUCAAAGACAUUACGGUGCUGUUUAAGACCGUUUAUGUGGGACUCGAAAGUGUUGUACAGUUUAGAUACUAUUAAAUAUGUCUAAUGAUAUUAAUUAUAGAUAGAAAUUGUAUGGUAACAUAAUUAUGUAAGUAGAAUCACUGUCUUAGUCCAAAAUUUCAGUUUGUUAAUUUAUUUUUAGUACCUCAGCAAUCAACAGUAUAUAAGAAACAUUUAUUAUAAAUAUUCUAACUGUGUCGGCACUUCCAAAACAUUGCACAUUAGUAACUUAUAUUUUUUUAAUACAAUACAUGUCAUUGAAAUGCAGACGUGUUUCAAAUUGUUAACUGAGUAUUUAACAAUUGUUAAUCCUGCCUACCAGGUUUGCGCAAUUGGCCGUUUAAACUGUUUCAUAAGUAACACAUGAAAAAUUUUGUGUUAUGUUUGUCACAGUGCCGAUAAAAUAUUAAUUUCACUUUUCAAUAAACCGAGGUUUACGUAAUGCAUUUAAUACAUUGCUGUGUUAUUAUUAAAAAAGGAAAAUUUUAAGUAAUUAUUAUAUCCUUCAUCACAAAAGUAAUGUAUUAAAACCGUAAAACCUCUGUCAUAUCGCUAAAUGUUAGCUUGCAAACUUAAUUAUAAAACUGUAUGUAUAUUGUACAAAAAUUGUGCGAAUUAAAAAUGCCU
This is a messenger RNA of Hyposmocoma kahamanoa, 2141 nucleotides long. RefSeq names its product transcription factor Sp9-like (gene Sp1). The transcript is spliced from 2 exons. Gene Ontology annotation, molecular function: RNA polymerase II cis-regulatory region sequence-specific DNA binding; DNA-binding transcription factor activity, RNA polymerase II-specific. Gene Ontology annotation, biological process: regulation of transcription by RNA polymerase II. Bases 140 to 1321 code for a protein of 393 amino acids. The record is from RefSeq and is a predicted model, not a curated record. Lineage: Eukaryota; Metazoa; Arthropoda; Insecta; Lepidoptera; Cosmopterigidae.